AUGCCACGACCUGGAGUAUGGGAAAGAACAGAGCGUCCACUCAACACCGACCCAACAGAGAUGCAGACUGAACCUGAUGAUGAUGACCCAUGGCCCCAUGGACAUGACUACUGCGCCACUUCAGAGCCUGCUGCGCUUGAUCUCUCCCUCAAUGAGAGUGAUGAGCUACGCAAGGAGAUAUCAAGGCUCCGGAAACAAAUUGAGGAGAUAACCAUUAGCAGCAAGUUCGGUUUGGAGCGGUUUUCUAACUCUGAUGAGGAUAUACGAUUCUAUACCAGGUUUGCAAGUCAUGCCCAUCUCAUGGGCUUUUGGAAGCAAAUUGAGCCAGCCACAGCCAACAUUGUACGGGUUACAAGAGCACGGAGUGCAGCAAAGACUGAUCUGGUCCCUCACUGUGGCAGUGUAACGGUUCUUCAACCAAUUGAUGAGUUCUUCCUGUUCAUGAACUACCUGUCACUGGGACUGAUGCAAAAGGAUUUAGCCCACAGAUUUAGAAUUCAUCGAUCAACUGUAAGUCGCAUUAUUAACACCUGGGCCAACUUCCUUUAUAAUGUAUUGGGAGCUGUGGAUAUUUGGCUAGAUGAGGACACUGUGAAAGCUCACCUCCCAGAUGUGUUUCAGGACUACACUGACACUCAAAUAAUUUUAGAUUGCACAGAACUGCGAUGCCAAACCCCAAAUUCCCUUCUCCUCCAGAGUGAAGUGUUUUCCACUUAUAAAUCACACUGUACAUUCAAAGGGUUGAUUGGGAUAGCCCCUCAUGGUGCAGUGACCUUUGUGUCUUCUCUUUAUCAAGGUGCUAUCAGUGAUAAAGAGAUCUUAAAGCAGUCUGGCAUCGUGGCCCUUCUUAAGCCAUCUAUGGCCAUCAUGGUGGACAAGGGUUUCCUUGUGGAAGACUGUGUUCCAUGCAAAGUCCACAUACCUUCAUUUCUGUCAAAGAGAGCUCAACUGUCUGGGCCAGAGAUCAGAAAGACGCAGUCCAUUGCAAGACUGAGAGUCCAUGUUGAGGGUGCAAUUCGCAGGGUCAAAGAACAUAAAAUAUUCAGCACAGUGAUCCCCCUUUCAAUCACAGGCAGCAUAAACCAACUUUUUGCUGUUGCCUGCGUUUUGGUUAAUUAUCAAAAUGGUCCCUUGGUGAAAGCCUGGGCAAGCAAUUGCUGA
Molecule: messenger RNA, 1161 nt
Organism: Thalassophryne amazonica
Lineage: Eukaryota; Metazoa; Chordata; Actinopteri; Batrachoidiformes; Batrachoididae
Exons: 3
Coding region: 1-1161 (386 amino acids)
Source: RefSeq, a predicted model, not a curated record